AGAUGAACCAAUAAAAGUACUAUCAUGGCGAUUUGUUGCUUUAUUAAACAGGAUAUAUAACGACAAAAUACACAUUGAUCGUCAUUCGAUACAAUCUGUUUACAACAGUACAUCAUUAAAACUAUGAAGUUACAGGUACUAUGCGUAGUUGGUUUUAUUUGUGGCGUUAGUUGUAUCAACCAAAAUAAUUUCAGGAAGUAUUUAGUGUCAAGACGACAAUCAGUAUUGGAAAGACAUCAUAAAUAUGAUAAAGACAGCGGUAGUAAAGAGAAUGACGUAUUCGACGAUGAUGAGGUAGUCACAAUUACUUGUGGCGAAGGGGAAGUUAUCAGUGUGGUUAAUGCGAACUAUGGUAGUCAGGCAAAACCUCGUAAACCGAGAAAAAAUCGUUACCACGGAAAAGGACGUAAAGGCGGCAAACCUGGAAAAGACCUAUGUAGCGACCCACAGUCCUUAGUCAAAGUGGAGGGCGAAUGUAAUGGGAAACAAACAUGUGAAUUUACAGUCAGUGACCUUUUUGAUGAGGAUGAUUGUAUAAACGAGGAAGAGCCUGAAGCAAGGUCAUGGUCAAAGUACAGCAAUGAUAUUCAACUCUGGUUGGAUUACCAAUGCAUACCACAUCCAUGUUUGAACUUUUACUGUGCACAUGGAGGUAUCUGCGUUUUGAUCGAUAUGAUAGAUUUGACCCCUCAAUGUAAUUGCAUGAAUGAGUGGACAGGUGCCAAUUGUGACGACAACCCAUGCGAAGCAGACGCCAACCCAUGUCCACAAAAAAGCACGUGUUCAAUAAAUAGUGAUGGAAGUGUCAGUUGCUGUUGUGAUGAUGGAUAUACAGGAGAUCGAUGCGACGUAUUAGUGGAUGCAUGUACGGUAAAUCCCUGUCAAAACGGUGGACAAUGUUCCCUCGAUAGCCAAGGACUUCCGGUCUGCACAUGUGUGUCUAAUUUCGACGGAAUGCUUUGUGAUGUUAAUUGUGAUUUACCAACGACGACAUGCCCUACAGAUUUUACCGAGAUACCCGCGGGUAGUGGGAAUUGCUAUUAUACGUGCGACACAGAAACUGGUUGGCUUGGUGCAGUGUUCGAGUGUCGAGCAAAAGACGCGUAUCUUUGGAAACCUAAUACUCAAACAGAGCUUACUGGCGUUGGUCAAGUUCUGGAUGGAGCUGACAGAUUUUGGACUGGUGCCUCAGAUCAGACUGCUGAAAACUCACCUACCUUCGAACUUGGAUCUUUAAGUGCAUUAUCUCUUACAGCUGAUAGCAAUGGUGUUAAUUCAGACUGUGUGGCAUAUGAACCUGCAGGAGACGGGUUAAUUUACAGAACAUGUCAUACUCAAAGAAAAUGUGUUUGUGAGAAGCAGAUUCCCUGUUCAAGUCAAAACUAGCCAGAAUCCAUACCAGACCUUCCAUGAACUUUCAAGUUGUUAGAAAACUCGUCUUCCUGUGUGAUCCUCCCUAUAGAUAACUUCAGUAGUUAUAAUUGUUACUCAUUGUUUUGUUCACUUGGUAUUAUCCAUAUGUAGAAGAAAAUAUGUUUAUUAUCAUUCUGCCUUGUUUAAUCAUCCCUUUUUGUGUGCUUUAGUUAUUUGGUUCGUACCUCCUAUUUCUUAAAUCAACACGCCUUUAGUUAUAAUUUUAUUGACUUCUGAUCUGUCUGUAUAUUGCAAUGUUAUAAGUUUUAUAACCAUUUGAAAUUCAAUAAUCUAGGAAUUUAAUUGGGCUUACUAUUUUUGAAAUUUAACGCA
Molecule: messenger RNA, 1746 nt
Organism: Mytilus californianus (California mussel)
Lineage: Eukaryota; Metazoa; Mollusca; Bivalvia; Mytilida; Mytilidae
Product: protein jagged-2-like
Exons: 11
Coding region: 124-1386 (420 amino acids)
Biological process (GO): establishment or maintenance of epithelial cell apical/basal polarity; heterophilic cell-cell adhesion
Cellular component (GO): protein-containing complex; plasma membrane
Molecular function (GO): carbohydrate binding
Source: RefSeq, a predicted model, not a curated record